AUGGCAAGCUCAUUCUCAAAAGAGCUGGAGGAUUUAUUGAAUCCUUUACCUACGUUUCAUGAUCCAGAAGAUGAUACUGGUGAUGUCACGGCGGCUCGAUUGAUUGAGGAUUUCAACGAGAACGAGGAGGAAGCCGGAAUCAGUGUUCUCCGAAAACAAAACAUAUCCCUACUGUCAGACAGAGACGGGCGGUAUGUGGGGAACCCAGUAUCUCGCACUAAGCUCCUUAUGGAUUUUGAAGCAUCUGGCGAGGAUUCUUAUGAUGAGAUGGAGGGGGGAGAUGGCGAAGUUGAAGAGGAGGGUGAGAUAGAAGAUGAUGAAGAUGAUUCUGUGAUUGAUGAAGAGAUCGAUGAGGAUGUCAGUGAAAAUAGUUCAGAAGAUGAAGGCGAGAACAAGUUGCCUGGCAGUAAUUCUGAACUGGUUAAAAAAAAGGUAUCUAAGAUUAAGAGCGCGGACAUCACACUGGAUUUCCCCAAACUGACUAAGAGCAUGAACCAUCUUGAGAUGAAUAGAGAGGAUGAUGAUGAUAAUGAAGAAAUUUCUGAUGAGUCUGAAUGCAGUGAAGAAGAUGAAGACUCUAGUGGUGGCGAAACAGAAGGUGGCGAGGAAGACAUGGCUGGUUGCACCUUUUUGAAAGAUGAAACAAAUGAGGAAAUUGAAAAAGGGAAAGCUGUGAAGAACCAGCUGGCUUUGUAUGACCAGCUACUGGAGGGUCGAAUCAAAAUCCAGAAGGCACUCGUGACAGCCAACCAGCUCCCACAGCCAGACACCGUCCCUGAAUUCAAAAGGAUGGGGGGAGCUGAGCUUGCGGGGGUGCUGAAGAACACCCACAAGGCAUUGACAACUCUUCAGAGGUCUCUGUUUGAGCUGCAGGACGAUUUGCUGUUCCAAAAUGCAGAUACACAGACCAUUGCCUUGGGAAAAACACAAGCCCAGAGCGGAGAUGAGGAGAUGAGCAACGAUGAGGAUAAAAAAGAUGCGUCAGUGCCUGCCUCUCUGAUGCUCAAAAGAAAACUGGAGAUGGUGGAGUACCCAGACUUGAUGGCUAAACGCUUUGCAGCUUUUCAGCCUUACUGUGGCACCACACUGAAGAGGUGGCACGACAAAACCAGACUCACUGUGGGCAAGACCAGCAAAGGCUUUCAGGCAUUUGAGAGUAACAUAGUGACUCAGGUGGAGCAGGUGCUGAUGGACAAAGAGAGGCUAUUGCGGCGCACCCAGACCCGACGCUCAGACUACAGAGUUCUGGGGAAAAGGGACUCCUCUAAUGUGAUGUCUGAGAACGCUCCCUCCGACGGACAGCUGGCACAACUGAAGGCCAAUACCCACCUAAAAGACUUGGAUGAGGACAUCUAUGAUGACGAUGAUUUCUACCACCACCUCCUCCGAGAGCUGAUCGAGCAAAAGACAAGCACGGCCGACCCCAAGAGUCAGACGGCGAUGGGCAAGCAUUGGUUGGCCAUCCACAAGCUGCGUAGGAAGAUCAAGAAGAAUGUGGACACCAAGGCCAGCAAGGGCCGAAAAGUCAGAUAUCACAUCCACAGCAAGCUGGUCAAUUUCAUGGCGCCUGUGGACCAAAGCUCAGUCAGUGAUGAGGCGUGCAACGAUCUGUAUCGUGCCCUCUUCGAUCAGAAAGCCUCAGUAAAGCAGGGCUUUUAA
Menidia menidia (Atlantic silverside) is the source of this 1659-nucleotide messenger RNA. The record is from the annotation of a GenBank genome assembly. Lineage: Eukaryota; Metazoa; Chordata; Actinopteri; Atheriniformes; Atherinopsidae.